UCAUUCAAACAGGGGCAAUGGCGCACGCAUUCUCUGGCAAUCCAGUGAUUCCUGGUAAGCAAGCCGGACCGGCCGCCGAGGCGAUUCUCGCUCGCCUUGCGGCGGAAAGCUCUCUCUCGCUGCAAAUUCUUCCUUUCUUUCAAGGGAAGGCGCUGGUGGUAGCAUUCGAAUCGGGGAAAUGGAGGCUGUCUUGGCAAGGGAUCGAGGGGAUUGCUCAAUCGGGGAUUGUGGAGGAGAUUUCCAAGAACAUGGUGUAUCUAGGGGAGAAAGAGGGUCUAGUUUACUGUGCAAUCGAUGCUACGCCGCGACAACCCAGGGAUUCUAGCAAUGGCCGAGCCAUUGCCGCGAGGUUUGAGAAGAAUGGAGGCGGCGAGGCGGGAUUCGUGGACCUGAGGACGCUGAUGAUCGCGGCGGAGUGGACGGACGAAGAAGUCAUGGGAGAGCUCUCUAUCGCCGGACAUGCGAGAGCGUUGCUCGAGUGGCAUCGUCAAGUCCAAUUUUGCGGGCGAUGUGGAACGAUAACUCAUCUGUGCGAUGCCGGCCAGAGACGUCGGUGCUCGAGCAUUGACUGCAACUACAAGCUAUAUCCUCGAAUCGAUCCAGUUGUGAUCAUGCUUGUCAUUGAUCCAGAAAGAGAUAGAGCAUUGCUUGCUCAUCAACCGAAGUAUGUUCCUCGAAUGUGGAGUUGUCUCGCUGGUUUCAUCGAGCCAGGAGAAAGUCUGGAGGAGGCUGUAAGACGUGAAACUCGAGAGGAAACUGGCGUUGAAGUUAGCAACAUCGUCUAUCACAGUUCACAGCCUUGGCCAGUCGGGCCGGGCAAUAUGUCGUGCCAGCUCAUGGUUGGAUUUUUCGCGGUGGCGACAACGUUUGACAUCCAAGUCGAUAAGAAAGAACUCGAAGAUGCACGCUGGCAUUCCCGAGAAGACGUCCAAAAAGCACUGUCAAACGCAGAUUAUACACGCGCGCAAAAAGCAACUGGCAUCAAUGUGUACAAGACUUGCCUUGGCGAAGAGAUGCCCGGAAGAAAUUCUUCACCGAUGAAUAUGGUAGCUGCCGGAGAAGGGAUUUUUGUGCCUGGACCAUAUGCUAUAGCGCAUCACUUGAUAUCAACAUGGGCUUCUCAGGGCUCAACAGCAUUGCUCAGCAAGAUCUGAAAGACGCUGCAGUAGCAGGCCAGGCACUUUCGAAGUCUUAGAGAUCACAGCAAGGCAUUGCUUUGGAAAUUCUGCGCAGUCGGGGCUUCCCUCGCAAAGUUUCUAUCGCUACUUCGUUAUAAAAAUCUCUCUUCCAAUCCAUCAGAGGCCAUGGCACGUCA
This is a messenger RNA of Selaginella moellendorffii, 1315 nucleotides long. Its product is annotated as nudix hydrolase 19, chloroplastic. The transcript has 7 exons. The record is from RefSeq and is a predicted model, not a curated record. Gene Ontology annotation, biological process: NAD+ catabolic process; NADP+ catabolic process. The coding region runs from base 18 to 1154 and encodes 378 amino acids. Gene Ontology annotation, cellular component: cytosol. Lineage: Eukaryota; Viridiplantae; Streptophyta; Lycopodiopsida; Selaginellales; Selaginellaceae. Gene Ontology annotation, molecular function: NADH pyrophosphatase activity.